AUGGCUCCAAUCAAGCACUUCCACGCGGGCCAGUCUCUCAUCGAGAACGACAAGUCCAAGAUCCUCGGCCUGACCAUUGGCAAGCAUGAAAACCUGCAACCGGGAACAUAUAUUCCUCGCGGGGGUAAGAAACCAAUAUAUCCAGCAGCCAUUGAAUUCUCAACUAACGCAGAACAACAAAAAUCCACAGAGGCCCAAGACUUCCCGAAGAUCUUCUUCUCUGGCGCAGACCCCGCCAGAACCUACAUGGUCGUGUGUCUGGACAUCGACGCGCCUUUCGCGGCUUUCAACUUUCUGAGCCCUAUCCUGCACUGGAUGCAGUCCGACGUCAAGGUCACCAGCGACGGUGUGCUGAAGUAUGACGCGCCCUUUAUCGCAGACUACAUCGGCCCUGGUCCGCCUCCUGUAGGCGCGCCCCAUCGGUACCUGUUCUUCCUCUAUGAACAGCCCGCGGGCUUUGACCUCACUGCUCAUGCUCCGGCGGACGGCCAGAAGAUGGCCCGUAUGAGUCGCAUGCGGUACGAUUUCGAAUCUUGGGCGGAGAUGGUCAAACUUGGCCCUCUUGUGGCUUUCAAUUAUUUCACCUGCAAUUAG
Penicillium bovifimosum is the source of this 594-nucleotide messenger RNA. Its product is annotated as YbhB/YbcL family Raf kinase inhibitor-like protein. The transcript has a single exon. The record is from RefSeq and is a predicted model, not a curated record. Bases 1 to 594 code for a protein of 197 amino acids. Lineage: Eukaryota; Fungi; Ascomycota; Eurotiomycetes; Eurotiales; Aspergillaceae. Gene Ontology annotation, molecular function: phospholipid binding; peptidase inhibitor activity. Gene Ontology annotation, biological process: regulation of Ras protein signal transduction; regulation of proteolysis.